CAAGCAGUCCCAUUGACCUACUAGCCGCCGGGUCGGGGAUGGAGAUUGACUCUGUGUCCUCACGUGGCGAUGCCGAUUCUACCCUCGGCUUAGAAACUGGGAGCUCUACAGUCUCGCUCCGGGAGAGCGACUUCAAAUAUGUGGAGGAGAAUGGUCGGACGUAUCAUUCUUUCAAUGCAGGGAAGUAUGCGUUACCAAACGAUGAAGAUGAGCAGGAACGAUUAGAUCUCCAGCAUCACCUGUUCCUGUUGACAUUAAACGGCUUGCACAUCGCUCCUCUCCCACCCUCCAUUCAUAAUGUGCUUGAUAUAGGGACAGGGACUGGACUCUGGGCGAUUGAAUUCGCACAGGAAUACCCCAUGGCACAUGUGAUAGGGUCCGAUCUGAGCCCUAUCCAGCCACAGUACGUACCACCAAACUGCGCCUUUGAAAUCUCCGAUGCCGAGGAGCCUUGGACGUACCGCCAAAAAUUCGACUACAUCCACGGCCGGGACCUGGUCUUCUGCUUCCGCGACCCAUCUCAGAUCAUCGUCGAAGCCUACAAUGCGCUGAGCCCUGGAGGCAUCCUUGAGAUGCAGGACCCACAGAUGCCUAUCACCUGCGUCGACAACUCGAUGGACUGGGGCCCGCUGGCGAAGUGGACAGCGGAGGUGUGUUGCGCGGCUGAGCGGCUUGGUCGCCCACUGACGAACUCGCGGCACUAUGGGCGGUGGAUGCAGGAGGCGGGGUUUCUCGACGUUGCCGAGCGGCACUUCUAUUGGUCGCUUAACACUUGGCCGUGGAGUAGGAAGCAGAAGCUGAUAGGGUGGUUGGCGCAGCAAAACCUGGUAGUUGGGGUGGAGGCCAUGAGCAUGGCGCUUCUGACGCGAGGGUUGAAGUGGUCGAGAGAGGAGGUUGAGGUGUUACUGGCGGGAGUUAGACAUGAUUUGAAGAAUCGAGCUGUGCAUUCUUAUGUAGAUGUAGUGGUAUUCUAUGGCCGUAAGCCUGGACCAACCUGUGACACUAGCCUUGGGUAACUCAGUAUCAG
Molecule: messenger RNA, 1027 nt
Organism: Amorphotheca resinae ATCC 22711
Lineage: Eukaryota; Fungi; Ascomycota; Leotiomycetes; Helotiales; Amorphothecaceae
Exons: 8
Coding region: 39-1016 (325 amino acids)
Molecular function (GO): methyltransferase activity
Source: RefSeq, a predicted model, not a curated record